AUGAUUGCCACAGCUCGAAUUCUCGAUUUAUUUCCCGAUGAAGUCUUUUGUCGAGAUAAUGAAGAUCGAGUAGCAUUACAUUAUGCAGCUGAAACAGCCGAUCCCGAGACAUUUAAACGAAUUCUAGAGAUGGAUAAUUCAUUAAUUCAUUGUCAAGAUAAAAAUGGUUAUACACCGCUACUAAUAGCGUCAAUGAGCGGAAAUGUACCGGCGAUAAGAUUGAUGAUAGAAAGUGGCAUUCAAAUUAACCAUGUCGAUAAGGAAAAGCAUUCCGCUGUGCAUUGGGCUGUUGUUUGUGGACAGGGAGCACAGGCAGUGCAUUAUGCUGCGGCUGCGGAAGAUAUUUCGUUGGAACGUUGUGAAGCAAUGUUGCAUAUAUUAUUAAAGUAUGGUGCUAAAGUGAAUGCGCGAGAUAUCGAUGGAAGGACACCGAUAUUAUGGGCUGCAACUUACGGAAGUCUGGAAAUAGCAAUCAUCCUGUUGCAAACUGGAGGUGACAUGUACGCUGUCGAUAGGGAUCAGUUAGGUACGAUACACUGCGCUGCAAGCCAUGGCCAUGCACACAUCAUCGAAUAUCUCAUCAAUACUUUGGACUCAUCCGUUGUUAAUUCGGUGGACCGGAAUGGUGACACUGCACUGUUCUAUGCUGUAACUCUGGGACAUUAUGAAUGUGCACGGCUACUUCUGCUCAAUGGAGCUGAAGUAAAUCAUCAGGAUCGUUAUCUUCGAUGUCCAGUUCACUGUGCUGCAGCAAAGGGUCAGUUAAGGAUGCUUAAAUUAUUGAGGCAUUUCGGUGGAAGUUAUGAAAUUCAAAAUCGACGAGGCGAUUUACCAAUACAUGAGGCUAUCCAGGCCAGUGCUAAAGACUGCGUGGAAUACUUGCUCGCUUCACAUCCAUCAUCGAUAAAUGUAUCAAACCAUGAAGGUCGAACCGGCUUGCAUUUGGCUGCUGCUUCCGGAAACAUGGAAAUAGUGAUUCUGUUAUGCACUCGGAACGCUCUCGUCAAUCCACUCAUGUUAUAUCAGGAUACACUCUUAACACCACUAGAUUUGGCGGUACAAAAGAAUCAUGAACUAAUUGUGGAAUAUUUGCGAUUACGACAAGAUGCCAAGCUAGCCGAGGAAUUGUCUGAGGAAACGAGAAGACAAGCAAAGUCACAUCUAAAACAUCGAAUCUUAGAGGAAGGUAAAACUAAUUGCAUUUCUGAUCCAAUCUUGAAACGAAAUUUGCUUGAAGCGAAACUAAUAUUGAAUGUUUUGGCACGAGUGGACAGACAAAAAGGCGUCUCGCCGAACGGAAAUCGGUUCAUCGUAGGAAGUACCCAAAUGGAAAGUGUCUGUCAGGAAACACAGACGUCAAUGCGAGCUUGUCGAGCUGCAGCCACCAACACCUCGAGGCCUGAAUCUCCUGAUAAUACGGGUAUUCUAAAAACUUACCAGUCUUCUUCACCUGUUCAACAGCUUCUACCUAAAGCGACAAGUACUGAAGAUCUCGAGCAAUACUUAUCUGAAAAACAGUUACAAGACGACGUCUGCCUUAAAAAUGAGGAAGUGAGAGAGAUUAACGGCGAUCACUGGCUAUAUGACAAUUACUGGACAUCGGAAGAUGGUGAUAUGAAUUUUGAAGAUGCGAAUAGAAUAGCAAAGUCAUCAAGGAACAUUUUAAGCAAAUCAAGAAGUGGGUACCAUCUUCAGCUGAAACAGUUGAAGGAAAAUGAACGUUUGUACGGAAAAAUUGAGGGAGGAGAAAGGAUGAAGAAGAAACUCGCCCAGCUGACAAGAAUUGACGGAUAUUUAAGCGGCACUGAUAAUGAUAAGAAUAAUGGGAAGCAAGUUAAUGAUAAGCCGGAGAGUGGUAGUGUUUAUGGGACAAGCAAGCAAUUGAUUUCAGAGCAAUCCGUUGCUGCUAUGAAUAUUCGUUCUCAGAAGGUUCCGACGAGUGCCGAUAGAAAUAGUUUUAAAGAAAAGUUGGAGAAAUCGCUUGGCUCACUACAAGUUGAUAUCUAUCGAACUGAAUUUGGCGAAGUCACAAUGCAGCAAAGACUUCAUAAAAAUAAGAGAAUCGGUCGAUGCUAUGCACACGAGGAAGCCAUUUUUAAUGAGCUAACACAUUUGAAGAAGAUGCAGUUACAGUACGAUCAACUGAAACUGCUCUAUUUGGAGGAACGGAAUCACAUACUCAAUUCUCACCACUCGCACUAUUCGCCUGCCAAAUAUAAACCAGGCUUGCAACGAAAACAGGUACAUCAAGACAACACGAUAUUAAGUACUAUCACGGAAGGUACACGUUCGGCUCACAGUGACUCAUCUCAAACCGUAUUAUGUACAGGUGAAAAGCGAUGUAAUUGCUUGUACAAUAGACGUGAUUUGCUGUAA
Messenger RNA from Acanthocheilonema viteae, 2376 nucleotides. The record is from the annotation of a GenBank genome assembly. NCBI's taxonomy places the organism in Eukaryota, Metazoa, Nematoda, Chromadorea, Rhabditida, Onchocercidae.